Messenger RNA from Lonchura striata (white-rumped munia), 844 nucleotides. NCBI's taxonomy places the organism in Eukaryota, Metazoa, Chordata, Aves, Passeriformes, Estrildidae. The record is from RefSeq and is a predicted model, not a curated record.
GGAAUGAAUGGGGCGCGCGGCCGCGGCGGGACCCCGGCGCGGGGGCACGAAGCGGGUCCGGGAACGCAGCGGGCACCGGGCAGAGCCAACACCGCCAGGUCUGUGCGAGGGGCCGGUGGGUGCGGGGCAGCAUCGGAGCGAAAGUGGGUCACGGCGGGGCCCAGCGCCCCGGGCAGGGCGGGACCGGACUUGCGUGCCCCGGCCCGAGCCGGGGCGUCUCCCGCGUUCCCGGGCGGCCCCGCCUGCGCGGCUGGCCCCCUGCCCGGCGUCCCGGACCGCCCUUCCCCCGCCGCCCCCCCUUCCUCACUGGGCAUCCGCGCCGGAUCCCGGGGGAGGCGGACCGGACCGGGCGGCGAGACCGGAGCCUGACGCCGACUGUUCGGUGCCCGCAGCGGCCAGGGCCAUGGGCACUCCGGCCUCGGUGGUGAGCGACUCUCCGGGACGGGCGGCGCCCGCAGCCCGCGCCCGUAAGCGGGCCUCGGCCAACAUCUUCCAGGGCGUGGGGCUGCGGGAGCUGCGGAGCCUGUUCCGGAGCGGCGGGGCCGAGCGGCCCGAGGAGCGCGCCCGCCUCGUCUGGCGGUACGCGGGCCAGCGGCGCAUGGCGCGGGCCCUGCGGCGGCUUCGGCGACGGCCAACAGCCCAGCCUGGCGGUGGGAUGGCAGCGCUACGGCGCUUCGAACUCCUUCGGAUCGCGGAGAAGCAGCUGGAGGCUGACUGCGGGGCCGAGACGGGCUCAGGGUCCAUGUAGCACGCUAAGCGGCUGGGCCGCGGAGAGCAGCUCUCCAAGGACCCUAAGUGUACUGGGCAGGGUGCAAUGAAUGGUUAAUAAAGGGUGGACAGUGGU